Molecule: messenger RNA, 374 nt
Organism: Salvelinus sp. IW2-2015
Lineage: Eukaryota; Metazoa; Chordata; Actinopteri; Salmoniformes; Salmonidae
Source: RefSeq, a predicted model, not a curated record
AUGCAGCUUCAGGCUCAGCAGCCCUGUCUCUCCAUCCCCAUACCCCUGAACCAGCCCUACUCCCAACUGAAGGAGGUGCAUGAGGUUGAAGCUGAACAAAGACGUGGAGGUGAUGCUAUUAAAGUUGUCUGCAAGUAUGAGAGAAGAGUCAAGGAGUUCACCUACCAGAAGAAUAAGAAGUAUGUGAACAGGCUCCAGGAUCUGGUGGACAAGCUCCAGCUCAAAGUGAAGGCCUACAAGAGACAAGCUGAGGAGGCUGAGGUGCAGGCCAACACUCACCUGUCCAGGUUCAGGAAGGUGCACCAUGAGCUGGAGGAAGCUCAGGAGCGUGCUGACAUCGCUGAGUCCCAGGUCAACAAGCUGUGAGCCAACAG